AUGAUAAGUGCAUUUGUUUUUGUGUGCAUCGUCUAUUUCCGUGUAUUGGAAAUAGGUUCACCGGUCUUAAGUUUUGGGCGAAAUCUUUUACCUCAUGCUGUCUCACAUCUUUUUUUUUUCAUAUUACUCGCUUGGUUGAGAUUGGAAAGGGUUUGGUACAGUGUAGUUCCGCAAACAGAAGCGGAUAAUACGGAAAAGAGGGAGAUAAAGGUUAACAUAUUAUUUUGUCCCUCUUCACGCAGUGUGCAAUACCAUAACAUAAGGUCCCAGUGGAGUACUAGUGACGGUAAAGGUGGUAAAAGAAGGAGAAAGAAAGAAUUGUGGGAAAAGGUAAGACAGUUGCAUUGA
Trypanosoma brucei brucei TREU927 is the source of this 348-nucleotide messenger RNA. RefSeq lists its product as hypothetical. The record is from RefSeq and is a predicted model, not a curated record. Lineage: Eukaryota; Euglenozoa; Kinetoplastea; Trypanosomatida; Trypanosomatidae. The coding region runs from base 1 to 348 and encodes 115 amino acids. The transcript has a single exon.